AUGGAGAAAAGAACCAAACUACAGUCUCUCUGUGCGACGCGUUGGGCUGCCAUGGCUGACGCUCUAUUCACGUUUGUGUCCGCAUUUACAGCCGUUGAAUCAGCACUGAAUGUGCUCGCAACUGAACAUGGAGAUACAAAAGCUGCAUCAUACAGAAGCGGGAUCUUAAGCUUCGACUUUAUCGUCACUCUUGUAGCUGUCGAGUACAUUCUCAGUGGCGUCGUUCCUCUGUCCAAGAUGUUGCAGAAAGAAAAUUGCGAUCUUGUUCAAGCAUCGUUAGAGGCGAGGGUUUUAACAGCCCAACUCGAUACUGAUAGGAACGAUGAUAGUACUUGGGACAGUUUGUUUACUAAAGCGGUGGUUUUGGCGCAGCAAGUUGGAGUGGAGCCUUCGAUUCCUCGUAACGCUAAAAGGCAGGAAAACAGGCCUAAUGCUCCAGCAGCAACACCAUCAGACUUCUGGAGACGAAACAUGUAUAAAAAAUUCGUAGAUCAUCUCAUUACAGAAUUGAGGGAUCGCCUUCUUGUUCCACAUGGGCGUUUUAGGGCGCAGUACCUCAUUCCAAACCAGGUUGGUGAGCUGGAAAAUGAGACGGUGCAGCAAAUCUUUACCGAAUUUGAGGCUGAUAUCAACGGCGACAUUGAUCAAUUCUGCAACGAAGUUCGACGUUGGAAAACGAGAUGGAGAGCAGUGACGCCGAAAGAUGUCCCCAACUCACUUGAAACAGCUAUAAAAAGAGCCCCUUUGGAAUUGUAUCCAAACAUAAGAAUGUGCCUAUCAAUUUUACUGGCUAUGCCAGUUUCUACGGCAACAGCAGAAAGGUCGUUUUCGACGAUGAAGCGCGUUAAAACGUAUCUGAGAAACACCAUGACAACAGAACGACUCUCUGGCUUAGGUUUGAUAAAUAUUUACAGAGAUAGGGAGAUCAGUUCCGAGAGAGUGGUCGACAUCUUUGCUAGGCGCAAUAACAGAAGACUAGCUCUUAUAUUUCGUGUUUAA
This is a messenger RNA of Mya arenaria, 999 nucleotides long. Its product is annotated as 52 kDa repressor of the inhibitor of the protein kinase-like. Lineage: Eukaryota; Metazoa; Mollusca; Bivalvia; Myida; Myidae. The record is from RefSeq and is a predicted model, not a curated record. The transcript has a single exon. The coding region runs from base 1 to 999 and encodes 332 amino acids. Gene Ontology annotation, molecular function: protein dimerization activity.